UCUUCUGGUCCUCUGCUAUCAUGCUGUGUGAUAUCCCCAUCUCUCGCUCCUCAUCCGCCAGUUUCUUUCUUUCUUUCUUUCUUUCUUUCUUUUGUUUCUCUUGAUCAGGAUCGAUAUUUGCAAGUUGCCUUCUCUGUCCCUCUUUUUAUCUAUAUUUAUUUUACUUCUGUUCUCUGAUUUAUUUUCUUUUUAAUAUUCUUACUUUUGCUUUCCUUCUUUUAUCCCUCAUACCAAUACCCUCUCUUCGAUUGGGCUCGAUUGAGCUUCAAUUAUAGAUUCAGUCAUCAGGGCCUCUUUUCCUUUAAAUAUAUAAUCGCCAGCGAAUAUUUAAGGUUCUUGGUAACCGUCGACGAGCGAGUUCCUCUUGAACUAGAAAGCGCUUUCGUUGGUGCGCUAUUGGAUUGUUCUACUUGCGCAAGAGAUACCACCCUUCAACCCCAGCUAGAACUUCACAAUGAGAUGCGGCUUUAGAUUAGCAUUAUGCGCGUGUCUAUUGCUCGCCGUCCCGUUCUACCUAUUGAAGCUCCACCUCCAAGAAAUCAACAGUCAGUAUCGCGCAGGCGCGUAUAUGAUUGAUUGGCUGAACUCCAAGAAACCACAUCAUGAGGGCUUAUCCCAUUAUCAUGCGAAGCAGGGAGACAAAGUCAUCGUGAUGGCCAGGCUGGAAGAAGAACCUACCGACUGGGUCGAGCAAGAACUUCCGGACUGGCAGCAUGCGAUCUACAUUGUCAAUCCCUCGAACAAAACCAAAGCAGAUAAACACAAGCUCAAAACCGCCCUCAAUAAGGGUCACGAAUCUAUGGCCUACCUCACGUAUUUGAUUGACCAUUACGACCACCUUCCUUCCACAAUCGCUUUCCUCCACGCCCAUCGCUCAGGCUUCUUCAUGGCAUGGCAUGUCGAUGCGCCGUUGCACGAUAAUGUAGCAGCAAUGCGUGCUCUACAGCUCGAUUUCGUCCAACAAAACGGUUACGUCAACCUUCGGUGCAAUUGGGACCCCGGAUGCAAGGAAGCGCAUCGCAUCAACCUCCAUGUAACAGAACAGGUCUGGCGGGAAGUAUUCGAAGGAACUAGCACCCCGCCCCUAAACUCGACCACUUCGCCCGCCGUAGCAGACGAUGCCUCAUCAGAAAGUCGACAAACUCAGAAAUUCCUCCAAGCGCCCAAGCUCGUCGGUGCUGCAUGCUGUGCACAAUUCGCCGUGUCACGCGACCAGGUGCUCAAACGGCCCCGGGAGGACUAUAUCAAGUUCCGACAAUGGGUCAUCGACACAGAGAAAGAUGACGCGAGCAGCGGACGGGUCAUGGAGUUUCUCUGGCAUGUCAUAUUCGGCAAGGAAUCCGUAUACUGUCCGGACACGGAACUCUGCUACUGUCAAGUUUACGGGAAAUGCUAAUAUACACAUUUUAAUCACAACUAUACUGUAAAUGCAGCUACGGCUAUUCGAUCCUGUCGGUUAUCUCGUAGAUAUCUAUACAAUCUAUCCCCAUUUAAAGCUUUUGGGCAUACGUGCCAGGGAUUGGAAAGGCGUUUUUAGAGGGCUUGUUCGGGCUUUUCAUUUCUUUGCAGUCGCGGAUAGAUUCGUCCGUUUUGAUAUACCCAUCUCAAUCGCUAUUGCCACUGUUCGUUUCGAUAGUCCCACCGUUAUGAUUCUAAAGUAUGUAAAAGACACAGUUUCUUUCGUCCGGUGAAGGCUAUGCUAAAAUUCAAUCAUUUAUAAGAAAAUUGAACGUUGAGUCUCUCAGCGCUUUCCAUAUCUCCUUCACUUCCCCCGCCUUUUCUUCCAUUCCCACCUUUCCAUUUCCUCCUUCCCAGAAGAUCUUAUAGAAAGAGCACUUUGUCAGUUACCAUUCAGUUAUAUUGAUAUACAGGCUUUU
This is a messenger RNA of Aspergillus alliaceus, 1877 nucleotides long. Its product is annotated as DUF3431 domain-containing protein. The record is from RefSeq and is a predicted model, not a curated record. The transcript has 3 exons. The coding region runs from base 455 to 1396 and encodes 313 amino acids. Lineage: Eukaryota; Fungi; Ascomycota; Eurotiomycetes; Eurotiales; Aspergillaceae.